Molecule: messenger RNA, 2013 nt
Organism: Vigna unguiculata (cowpea)
Lineage: Eukaryota; Viridiplantae; Streptophyta; Magnoliopsida; Fabales; Fabaceae
Product: rust resistance kinase Lr10-like
Biological process (GO): protein phosphorylation
Molecular function (GO): polysaccharide binding; ATP binding; protein kinase activity
Source: RefSeq, a predicted model, not a curated record
AUGUGGAGAGAGAUAGCAGUGACGGUGUUGGUGUUUCUACUGCACCAAAUAAACGGAGAAGAUUAUGGUUGCUCCCCCUCUUCCUGUGGCAAAAUCAGGAACAUAUCUUAUCCAUUUCGAUUGAAAGGAGACCCAGAAAAGUGCGGUCCGUAUGAGCUAUCUUGUGAAAACAAUAUAACGCUAUUAUCUUUGCUCUCUGGAAGAUUUAAUGUGGAGGCCAUCAACUACAAUAAUUUCACAAUGCGAGUGGUGGAUCCUGGACUUCAACAAUCAAACUGCUCUUCCCUUCCUCGCUAUUUCUUGUCUCCAUCCAAUUUUACUGAUUCUCACACCGACACCUUGGAUAUGUACGAAACUCAGUAUAUAGUGUUUUUGAGUUGUAGCCAUGGAGUGAGUGGGAAGCGAAAGUACGUGGAUACUGGUGGAUGCCUGAAUUGGGACUCCAAAGGUUACACAUACGCUAUGGCUGGUGACCUAUUAGCAGAGGACUUAGAAGUUGGUUGUGAUGUAAAGCUGGUUGCUCCCACAUCGUGGUGGGGUUUGGACACAAAUAAUUAUUCCUACGCCAUGAUCCACACAUCGCUACUCUAUGGAUUUCACCUUUUUUGGCUUCCUCUCGUCUGCAAGGAUCGUUGUGGAUUUGGUAAUAACGACUGCCAUUUCAAUUAUUCCACCCAGAGCGCUGAAUGCUAUCCUGGAUUGAUUUUACCAAUAUUUAGACCAGAACGAUAUGGUGGAACUUAUAUCACUAAAGAUGUUGGAUAUGCCAUUACGCUUGAACCAAAAUUAGUUAAUUUGGGACGUUGUGUUCGAUACUUCUUAUAUAGAUAUGUUGCUGGCAUGAUAUUGUUUAUUGCUCUUUUGAUAUAUAAAUGGAAAAGAAGACAUUCAUCGAUAUAUGAAAAUAUUGAAAACUAUUUAGAGGAAAAUAGCUUGAUGCCUAUUCGAUAUUCGUAUAAGGAAAUUAAGAAGAUGGCCACAGGUUUCAAUGAAAAAUUGGGUGAAGGAGGAUAUGGCUCUGUAUUCAAGGGAAAGUUGCGCAGUGGACCUUGUGUUGCCAUAAAAGUGUUACGAAAAUCAAAAGGUAAUGGACAAGACUUUAUCAAUGAAGUUGCAACAAUUGGAAGAAUACAUCAUCACAAUGUAGUGCAUUUAAUUGGAUAUUGUGCUGAAGGCUCAAAACGUGCCCUUGUUUACGAGUUCAUGCAUAAUGGAUCUCUUGAUAAAUUUAUAUUUUCUAAAGAAGGAAAUACGCAUUUAACCUAUGACACAAUACAUGAUAUAGCAAUUGGAGUAGCACAUGGAAUUUCGUAUCUACAUCAUGGGUGUGACAUGCAAAUUUUGCAUUUUGACAUCAAACCCCACAACAUCCUACUUGAUGAAAAAUUCACUCCAAAGAUUUCUGACUUUGGAUUGGCCAAACUAUAUUCAACAGACAAAAGUGUUGUGACUAUGACAGCAGCAAGAGGAACAAUUGGGUAUAUAGCUCCUGAGUUGUUUUAUAAUAAUGUUGGAAGAAUAUCAAAUAAAUCUGAUGUUUAUAGUUUUGGAAUGUUUUUGAUGGAAAUAGCAAGCAAGAGGAAAAACCUAAACCCCCAUGCAGAACAUUCAAGUCAACUUUACUUUCCCUUUUGGAUUUAUGAUCAACUUAAUAAAGGGAAAGAUUUAGAAAUGGAAGAUGUCAGAGAUUUUGAGAACAAAAUUAUAAAAAAGAUGAUCAUUGUUUCACUUUGGUGUAUACAGUUGAAACCAAAUGACCGUCCUUCCAUGAAUAAAGUAGUGGAAAUGCUUGAAGGAGACAUUGAAAACCUAAAAUUACCUCCAAAACCUUCUUUGUAUCCACAUGAAACAUUGGAAGAUAGCCAAAGAAUGUGCUCUCACCAAACAACAUUGUCCCACUUUGUUGGUUCUUCAAGUUAUUCUGUAGCCUCUAAUGUUCCACUAGAUGAAAGUAUUUGAUAGUGUAAAUUAUUUAUUUUCAUCUAACUUAUUUGACUUGAACAUUUUUCCUCU